Molecule: messenger RNA, 4344 nt
Organism: Gaeumannomyces tritici R3-111a-1
Lineage: Eukaryota; Fungi; Ascomycota; Sordariomycetes; Magnaporthales; Magnaporthaceae
Exons: 3
Coding region: 1-4344 (1447 amino acids)
Biological process (GO): Golgi to plasma membrane transport; exocytosis
Cellular component (GO): exocyst; plasma membrane
Molecular function (GO): phosphatidylinositol-4,5-bisphosphate binding
Source: RefSeq, a predicted model, not a curated record
AUGGCGUCGAGGGCCGAGAAGUUCGAGGAUGAGAAGCGUCGCAUCAUCGAGAGCUGCUUCGCGCGGCGCGACGAGGACGGCUCCAUCCUCGAGACGUACAUCACCCAUAUCCGCAUCGUCGAGUACUCGUCCCACCCGACCUCGCCGCCCCCGCCCCAGGCCCGCUCCGCGUCGUCCGAGAAGCCGCGCGUCAUCAUCGUCGCCGUGCGCAAGUCAGGCCGCGUCCGCAUGCACAAGUCCAAGGAGAACCCCAACGGCUCCUUCAGCAUCGGCAAGACGUGGAACCUCGAUGACCUGUCCACCAUCGAGUCCUUCACCGGCCCCGGCAUCACCCCCGACUACCGCCAGUGGGCCGGCAACAUCGGCUUCACCGUCAUCCUCGGAAAGCCUUACUACUGGCAGGCCCAGACCGACAAGGAGAAGAAGUUCUUCAUCGCGAGCCUGAUUAAGAUUUACGCAAAGUACACGGGCGGCCGCACCCCGACCCUCUCGGGCUUCGACCCCCAGGAGGAGGACCAGGUGCUGGGCGGGCUGCAGCGCCGACCCGGCAAGCCGCCGCUGCAGCAGUUCUCCCCCCAGCCCGAACGCCAGAAUGCGUCGGGUCGCCUUCCGAGCCGCUCGCCAGGGCCCUCGCAAGGCCGCAUGCCGCCCCCGCCACCAGGCCGAGCGUUAUUUACCGACCGAUCUCCCAUGUCGGAGCAGCAGCAACCGGUUGUCGUCGUGCCAGGAUCAAGGGCCGACUACGGCGGCCGGGAUGUUGCUCGAGAUGCCGCCCGCGGUGCCCCAGACUACCGAGGCUCACCCCCGAGGCCACCACAGCUGAUGGGGCAGGACGGCUCCGCGUCACCAGCCGCUAGCUUCGACUCGUCACGGUCCGCCAACCAGAGCGCGCUGCGCCGUCUCGCCGGCUCCAACAAGAGCCAGGACUCGGUGGCCGCCUCCUUCACCGCCAGGAGCGAGGAUGGCGGCAGCAUCACAACGACAAGGUCCCGGGAGCCGCCACCCUCCAACGGAUCCGGCCGCUUCGGCGGCAGCUCAUCUGAUCUCACCGUCACACGCGACGAGCGCCCCCCAGAACGGAAGCGUCCGCCCAUGGAUCCGGGCCGGCCGCAGGGCUACUCGGACGAUGCCCUUGUGCCGGCCCCGCUGAUGAGCUCCGGCAUGCGGCGCGACAGGGAGCCUGCUGUCCCUCCUAGGAACGUCGCCCGCAAGCCCUCGAUAGCGUCCCGUGCCGAGUCUCGUCCAGGCACGGCCCGUUCCGAGGUCAGCUCCCUUCAUGAUCGCUCUGUCACGGACUCGCCCGGCAGGUUCGACGCCGUCCCGUCCAGGAGCCCUGUUCCCGCCAACGGCUCAUUCUCCAAGCCACCUACGCCGAAGCCCAUCGCUGUCGUCGCUCCGCCGUCUCCUGUGCCUCCGCCAGCAGCAGAGCCGUCACCUCCGCCGCCCAAGACGCCGGUCGAGGAGAAAGCCACGCCGCCAGAAGAGGAGGAGCGCCCUGGGCUGGGCCCCAUGAUCAAGAAAAAGUCCAAGGGCGAGACACAAGGUGUGUUUUGGAAGGCGGCUGCGGCUGCGGCUGCUGGCGGGUUCAAGCCGCGUGCUGGAGGUGCGGCUGAGAGGCUGCGGCAGGCCGCGCUGUCGGUCAAGAACAGCGAGGAACCAGACGGCAUCACGGGCGUUGUGCCUGCGCCCCCGCGACCAGCAUCGCUGGAGAAGCCACAGGAGCAGUCGCCGCUCGGCGAGAUCCCCGAGGUUACAAUCACACCCUCCCAGGGUUCCGUGCCGACAGUCAAGAUCAAGGAGCUGGAGAAGUCGGCCAAAAAGGAGGCGGAGGAGGCCGAAGAGGCCAAGAAGGACGCGAGCUGGCAGUCGGUUGUCACCGGCAACGACGUCAAGUACCUGGCCACUCUCGGCGUGGACCCGAGCGUGCUGGACAACCGCAGCGUCGACUUCACCAAGUGGCUCGACUACUUCGGCUGGGUGCCUGGUGAGCAGAUGCGGUCGCGCAACUUUGACGACCUGAGGAUCGACAUCGACCGCGAGCUCAACCGGGCCCAGGCCGGCGGCUGGCUCGCGCGGUUCCGCGAAGAGGACGAGCGCGUCGACGCCAUCAAAAAGGGGAUCGACCUGUCGAUCCAGGAGUGCGAGGAGAUGGAUAACCUCCUGACCCUGUACAGCGUUGAGCUUUCUACACUGUCGGAGGAUAUCGCAUACAUAGAAGCACAGGGCCAAGGUCUCCAGGUCCAGGCUGCCAACCAGAAGCUCCUCAAGAAGGAGCUGGAGUCUCUGCUGGACACCUGUGCCAUCUCACAGACUGACCUCGACUCACUCAGGAUGGCGCCGCUCGAGAGUGCAGCGGGUCUCGAGGAGAUCGAGACCGCGCUUGUGACGCUGUUCAAGGCCAUGACCAAGAUCGACCCGACCAUGGGCAGCUCCGAGUCGGGCCGGAAGAGCGUCGACGGGAGCGGAGAGGACGCUUCUAUGGGGCUCAACAGCGACUACGGCAAGAUGCGCAUGGUGCAGGAGAAGAAGGAUAUGUACACGGCCGAGAGCGCGGCCUUCAUGAGGCGGCUGGUCGGCUUCACGGCCGGCCUGUUCGAGGACGCGUACAGCCAGGUGAAGCGGGCGGUGGACGGGCCCAUGUCCAAGAAGGUGGACCCGCGCAACCACGACGUCGGGCGGGACAUGCUGUGGAAGUAUAGCCCGCUCAUCCUGUUCGCGCGCGACAUGGACCUGGAGAACUGGAACCGCAUCGUGCAGAUAUACCAGGAAAAGUGCCACCCCGUCUACAAGGACGAGUUUCGAGGCGCGCUGGACCGGUGGAAGGUCAACCCCAAGUCGGUAGGCGAUGAUAGCGAUCUGCUCUUCACGUCGGCAGUGCAGGAGAAGCAGCAGGAGGGCAUGGUGAUGGCGGCGCGCAAGCUGACGGUCAAGCGCAGCCAGACGCUGGCGCGCACCUUCCGCGGCGAGAGCAAGGUCAGCCUGUCAGAGAAGCCGACGACAAACCACGGCCAGCCGUGGGAGGCCUUCCAGGCCGCGCUGGACGACCUGGUGCCCAUGGUGGAGAUGGAGCAAAACUUCAUCAUCGACUUCUUCCACGCCACCACGCUCGAGCAGCUCGACUUCCCCGAGGCCGUGGCCGCGGCCCGUCCGCAGGACCGCAGAGGGCUCGGGGAUCUGCGCCGCCACCGCCUCAUGGAGCCCGACCGCGAGCUUGCCAGGCGUGUGACGCGAGCCAUGGAGGUCAUCUUUGCAUUCCUGGAGCAGGAGCUGCAAAAGUUCAUCGACUGGGUCCUGUCCAGCAACCCAAUUCAAGGUGUUGGAGUGCUGGCAGCGCUGGAGCGCAAGAUGGCCGGGAUGGGCCAGUCCAACCAGGACUUCCUCAACAGCAUCCUUUCCAAGCUCCACGCGACGCUCGAGGGCAAGUUCAAGAAGUUCGUGGACGAGCAGAUCCGGGCCAUCGAGGACACAAAGGUCAAGAUCAAGAAGCGCAAGGGCGUGAUCGCCUUCAUCCGCAUCUUCCCCAACUUCAGCGCGGCGGUCGAGAACAUGCUCGUGGACUCGGACCCGACGCAGGGGGCGCGACGGACGGUGGACCGCGAAUACGAGCGCAUCUUGCGGUCCAUGUUCGAGUCGGUCAAGGUGAUCGCGCGCGACAACCCGGCCGUGUCGGGGGCGACGACGGCGGGCGGCGGCAGCAGCGCGCUGGCGGCGGACCCAGAGGACAAGGAGGCGCUCAACUUUCACAUCCUGCUGAUCGAGAACAUGAACUACUUCCUGGACGAGGUGUCCAAGAUGCAGCAGAACCAGCAGCACCAGCAGUCGGAGCCGGUCGAGGUGCUGGAGGAGUGGAAGGAGCAGGCGGCGGCGGAGCUGGCGGAGCACAUGUCGCUGUACCUCAACGCGGUGAUGCGGCGGCCGCUGGGGCGGCUGCUGGAGCACCUCGAGAACGUGGAGGCGCAGCUGGCCAACGGGAAGACGGCCGGGGCGGUGGCGGGGCAGGCAAGCAACAGUAAGGCCAUGUUCAACAAGGUGCUGGGCAACUACGACGCCAAGGAGGUGCGCAAGGGGCUCGAGGCGCUGCGCAAGCGGGUCGAGAAGCACUUUGGCGACUCGGACGACGGCGGGGGCGGAGGCCUAACGCCAGGCAUGGGCGGCGGCUUCAGCCAGCCGCAGACAGAGCACGCGCAGGGCCUGGUCAACAGGGUGCUGCGCGAGUGUGAGCGCUUCUACAACGACGUCGAAAUGCGCAUCUCGGCUAUCACGACAAACGUGUACGGCGGCGACGUGCUGUUUGAGUGGCCGCGCGCCGAGGUUAAGGCUGUCUUUUCCAACAUUGGGAGGUGA